UGCCACCAUGCAUGAUCGCGGAUCUGUUCAACGAUUUCCGAGACGGCUCCAAGCUGUUGGACCUGCUGGAGGUGAUGAGUGGUCAGCGCAUGAGUCGGGAGAGAGGCCGGGGAAUGUUUCAGCACAGGAGCAACAUCGAGAAGGCCCUUUUAUUUCUGAAGAUGAAAUCGAUCAAACUAGUCAACAUAAACAUUCCUGACAUCAUUGAUGGUAAACCGUCUAUUAUCCUGGGCCUCAUAUGGACGAUCAUUCUCCAGUAUCAUAUCGAGGAGUUGGCCAGCAGCCUCUCGUUCAAUUCCCGUCAGUCGUCCAUGGAGUCCCUGGUCAGUCUGGACUCGCGCUCCACGCUGUCGAGCCGCUCGGCCAGCAGCAGUCCGGUUCCUCUCAGAGGCUCGCCGCUGCACCGGCGCUUCAGGGUCUCUGCCAAGAAGGCCCUGCUGCUCUGGGUCCGGGAACAGUGCCACAAAGCUGGCUGUUCAAUAAAUGUGAAAGACUUCAAAGCCAGCUGGAGGAGUGGGGUGGUGUUCCUGGCGAUCCAGUAUGCUCUGCGGCCCGACCUGGUGGAUCUGUCCAAAGCCAGAACCAGGAGCAACAAGCAGAACCUGGAGGAGGCCUUCCGCAUCGCAGAGAAAGAGCUGAAGAUCCCCCGACUGCUGGACCCUGACGGUGGGUCAUUCAGCUCUACUGCACUCAGGGAACAUCAUGGGAACAUGUUAAGAUAUUAUAAGCACUAAAGUCUCUCGACUCCAUCAGACAAUUGUUCCUGUAUGGUCAUUGUACAAGACUUAUUUUUGUAGUACUAGAAGAGGAAUACUACUGCCAAUAAUGAUAGAUGACACAUUUUGGAUGUAGCCUAAUUGUUAUUUUGACACAAAUGGAAAUGGUUAUACAGUAACAAAAAUAAUUAUAAUUUGACAUACAAAAUAAAUCUUAUAUUUACCUGCUUACAUAACCUUA
This is a messenger RNA of Notothenia coriiceps (black rockcod), 957 nucleotides long. RefSeq names its product nesprin-2-like. Lineage: Eukaryota; Metazoa; Chordata; Actinopteri; Perciformes; Nototheniidae. The record is from RefSeq and is a predicted model, not a curated record. Gene Ontology annotation, biological process: nuclear migration. The transcript has 5 exons. Gene Ontology annotation, molecular function: actin filament binding. Gene Ontology annotation, cellular component: nuclear outer membrane; cytoplasm; meiotic nuclear membrane microtubule tethering complex. Bases 12 to 734 code for a protein of 240 amino acids.